AUGGUGUCCUUGAAAUGUCGGUGCAUGCACACCGAAGAUACAGCUCUACAUAUUCUUGGACUUUGGCUCGGGCCUCAGCAGUGGCAUCGUGUCUGCGUGCCAUGUUGGACACGUUGGAAUGGUUUGGGUUUGAUGACCAGUGCAGGGUUCUUGUACCUCGGUCAUACCCAUAUCUACCGGUCACUGUCUUGGGACGCAACCUUGACGUCCAUUACUCGGUUUGUUUAUUCGAGACCUGAUCGCCGUCCGAGUUUUGGUGGAAAUGGGCUCGAGGUGUAA
Molecule: messenger RNA, 279 nt
Organism: Macrosiphum euphorbiae (potato aphid)
Lineage: Eukaryota; Metazoa; Arthropoda; Insecta; Hemiptera; Aphididae
Source: the annotation of a GenBank genome assembly